AUGGCCUCCCUUGCUGGACAAGCUCGUCUCUUCAAGGACAACUUCUAUGGUGACGGUGCGAAAGCAUACGAUUUCGGUUAUCCUCGCAUUCAAGCCAACGUCGACGACCCUUACCCCGAUCCUGCUUACAACUCGACUUCGGACGCAGCAAACAAGACUGUCUACGCUGGCAACAUGACCUAUGCAGGCUGUUACACUGAUUCGAGCUCCCGUACUCUUGCCACUCUGAUCUACGACUCUCCUUCCAACACCAUUGAGCAAUGUACCACGGCUUGCGCCAACGCUGGUUUCUCGAUCGCAGGUAUGGAGUACGGCAGCCAGUGUUGGUGUGAUAACAAAAUCGGUCCCUACACCCAGAAAGCUCUGGAUCUCGGUUGCUCCCAGCCUUGCCCCGGUAACACCACCGAGGUUUGUGGCCAAUCAGGCCGUCUGUCGCUCUACUCGAACGGUCCGCCUGUUCAAAGUGCGGCUCCCUCAAAUCCCGAGGUCGUAGGCAACUACUACUAUUCUGGGUGCCACAACGAAUCGACUAGCGGCCGUGCUCUCUCGGGCCCUUCGUACUCCGACGGCAAGAACAUGACCUUGGAGAGCUGUGCAGCUUUCUGCAACGGCUACAAGUACUUCGGUGUCGAGUACGCCUCUGAGUGCUACUGUGGCUCAUACUUUGGUGCCGGCAGUGCCAUCGUCUCUGACAACACUUGCUCUAUGCUGUGUACCGGUAACUCGCUUGAACUUUGCGGUAACGGCGGCGCUCUCUCUGUCUACACACUCAACUCUGAUGCACCUGUUUCGACCAUUGUCCAGGGCUCCACUACCGCUGGUGCUGCACCAACAAACACAGGCUCAGGCUCAGCCGCACUCUCGCUUCCCACUGGCUUCUCCUCAUACGGUUGCUUUAUUGAUGGAAGCCCUCGUGCUUUGGCCUACUCUGCUGGUUCCAAGAGCGACAACACCCCCUACAAGUGUGCAUCCACCUGCCAGAGCUUGGGAUACAAGUACGCAGGUACCGAGUACGGAAGCGAGUGUUGGUGCGCCAACGCUGCACCCACAUCCAGCACAAAGGCCACCGACUGCAACAUGGCUUGCAGCGGCGACAACACCCAAACCUGCGGUGCCGGAAAUCGUCUUUCCGUCUACGUUGACAACACCUGGACAAACAAGUUCAGUGCUCGCCCCAGCUAUGGCUCGUGGAACUUGAUGGCUUGUUACACCGAUGGUACUAACGGACGUGUCUUGCCCAACACCAUGAGCAUGACUGGUGGUGCCAACAACGCUACCAUCGCCAACUGCCUUGACGCCUGUGCAAGAAGCGGCUUGAGCGUCUGCGGUGCCGAGUACUACCAAGAGUGCUACGGAGGCUCCGUUGCCCCCAACAGCAACUUGAUCGCCGGUUCCGACCCCUUGACCGCUGGUUGCAACUACCCUUGCAACGGCAACAAGACCGAGGCAUGUGGUGGUUCCAACAGAAUCCUGGUGUAUAUCAACAACGGCACCAUGGCUUCCAGUCGCCACCGCCGUUAA
Messenger RNA from Aureobasidium namibiae CBS 147.97, 1521 nucleotides. RefSeq names its product WSC-domain-containing protein. The record is from RefSeq and is a predicted model, not a curated record. Bases 1 to 1521 code for a protein of 506 amino acids. Lineage: Eukaryota; Fungi; Ascomycota; Dothideomycetes; Dothideales; Saccotheciaceae. The transcript is spliced from 2 exons.